Messenger RNA from Asparagus officinalis (garden asparagus), 6989 nucleotides. RefSeq names its product protein CELLULOSE SYNTHASE INTERACTIVE 1-like. The record is from RefSeq and is a predicted model, not a curated record. Gene Ontology annotation, cellular component: cellulose synthase complex. Gene Ontology annotation, biological process: regulation of cellulose biosynthetic process; anisotropic cell growth. Lineage: Eukaryota; Viridiplantae; Streptophyta; Magnoliopsida; Asparagales; Asparagaceae. Gene Ontology annotation, molecular function: microtubule binding.
AAAAAAGGAAAAAGAAACUCACUAUAUAAAUCCCGCUGAAAAUACAAUUUAUACUAAAAAAUAAAACGAAAAAAAAGCGGAGAUUUUUAUCUCCUCCGCUUGUUGAGGGCUAGAGAGAGAAAAUCUCGAUUCUUUGUCCUAACAACCUCCAGCUCACUCUAGCUCUGAUCCAUCGAGGUGGUGAUGCGAAGAGAGAUCUAGAUCUGAGGAAGGGGAAAUGGCGGCAGCACUAGCGUGGAGGCACUCGAGAAGCAAUGGCAACGGCCAUGGAGCUCCAGAUCUGGAGCGAAAUGGAGAUGCUAAAGUUCAAGGUUCGGAGCCCCCAACUCCACACUCUGUUAUGAAGAUGGGCUCAAGGGACCGUGGUAUUGUGGAGGAUACAGAUGGGACCUUAUCAAGUGUUGCCCUAUGUAUCGAGCAAUUACGCAGGAGUUCUUCAACUAGUCAAGAGAAAGAGAACUCUUUGAAACAGUUGUUGGAUCUCGUCGAAGCACGUGACAAAGCCUUUGGAGCUGUUGGCUCUCAUUCCCAAGCAGUUCCUACUCUUGUUUCUCUUCUCAGAUCUGGUUCUCUUGGAGUAAAGACACUGGCUGCUACUGUCUUAGGAUCUCUCUGUAAGGAAGAAGAACUACGAGUAAAAGUGCUGCUUGGUGGCUGCAUUCCUCCGUUGCUUGCUCUUCUUAAGUCCAGCUCAUCUGAAGGUCAAAUAGCAGCUGCAAAGACUAUUUAUGCCGUUUCUCAGGGAGGAGUAAGAGACCAUGUUGGAUCAAAGAUAUUCUCAACUGAAGGAGUUGUUCCUGUUCUAUGGGAGCAGCUGAAAAAUGGUGUCAAGAAUGAAACUAUUGUGAAUAGUCUGCUAACUGGAGCAUUGAAGAACUUAUCUACCAGCACAGAGGGCUUCUGGUCGGCAACAACAACUUCAGCUGGUGUUGAUGUGCUUGUAAAACUGCUUGCGAAUGGGCAAACAAGUAGCCUAGCAAAUGUUUGCUAUCUUCUUGCAUGUAUAAUGAUGGAAGAUGCAUCUUUUUGUUCCCGAGUCUUAGCUGCAGAAACUACUAAACAACUCCUUAAGCUCUUAGGGCCUGGUAAUGAGGCUUCCAUUAGAGCUGAGGCUGCUCGUGCUCUUAAAUCUCUUUCUGCACAGUACAAGGAAGCCAGGCGUGAGAUAGCUAAUUCUAAUGGAAUCCCUGCUUUGAUAAAUGCUACUAUAGCUCCGUCAAAAGAAUUUAUGCAAGGGGAAUCUGCUCAAGCUUUGCAGGAAAAUGCAAUGUGUGCAUUAGCAAAUAUUUCUGGUGGCUUGUCAUUUGUUAUCUCUAGCCUUGGUGAGAGCCUUGAGUCAUGUUCUUCACCUGCACAGAUUUCUGACACGCUAGGUGCUUUAGCUUCAGCAUUGAUGAUAUAUGAUGAAAAUGCUGAGUCUAUCAGACCAUCUGAUUCGUCAGUUGUUGAGAAGAUGUUAGUAAAGCAGUUUAAAUCAAAAUCAUCAUUUCUUGUGCAGGAGCGCACUAUAGAGGCCUUGGCUAGCUUGUAUGGUAAUGCAAUUCUCUCAAAGUCUCUUAGCAAUGCUGAUGCAAAGCGCUUGCUUGUUGGUUUGAUCACCAUGGCAGCAAACGAGGUACAAGAUGAGCUUGUAAAAUCUCUUCUCAUACUCUGCAGAAAAGACAGUAGUCUAUGGCAUGCAUUGCAAGGUCGUGAAGGGGUUCAGCUAUUAAUCUCUCUUCUUGGCCUUUCUUCAGAACAACAACAGGAAUGUUCAGUAGCUUUGCUGUGUCUUUUAUCUGAAGAAAACGAUGAAAGUAAAUGGGCCAUAACUGCUGCUGGAGGCAUACCUCCUCUCGUUCAAAUUCUAGAGACAGGAUCUUCAAAAGCCAAGGAGGAUGCUGCACUGAUCCUUGGAACUCUUUGCAACCACAGUGAAGAUAUAAGAGCAUGUGUGGAGAGUGCUGAUGCUGUUCCUGCUUUACUAUGGCUUCUGAAAAAUGGAAGUGAAAGUGGAAAAGGGAUUGCAGCAAGGACAUUUAACCAUCUCAUCCAUAAAUCAGAUACAGGGACAAUCAGCCAGCUCACAGCUUUACUAACCAGUGAACAGCCUGAGUCUAAAGUUUAUGUUCUGGAUGCUCUGAGAAGCUUGCUUUCUGUGGCACCACUUAGUGACAUUUUGCAUGAAGGGACUGCAUCAAAUGAUGCCAUUGAAACAAUGAUAAAGAUAUUGAAUUCUACAAGAGAAGAGACACAAGCUAAAUCUGCAGCUGCACUUGCAGGACUAUUUCAGUGCCGCAAAGACCUGAGGGACAGCCAUGUUGCUGUGAAGGCGCUCUGGUCGGCAAUGAAACUUCUGAAUGUAGAAUCGGACAAAAUUUUGAUGGAGGCUUCUUGCUGUCUGGCUUCUAUUUUCCUUUCAAUUAAGCAAAACAAAGAGGUUGCUUCCCUUGCAAGAGAUGCAUUAGCUCCAUUGAUUCUGCUUGCCAACUCCCCAGUUCUUGAAGUGGCAGAGCAGGCAACAUGUGCUUUGGCCAAUAUUCUCCUGGAUAAUGAUCUGUCAACUCAGGUAGGCCCUGAAGAGAUCAUCUUGCCAGUGACUCGAAUUUUGCAAGAGGGAAGUAUUGAUGGGAAAGCUCAUGCUGCUGCAGCAGUAGCACGUCUUCUUCAGGGUCGACAUAUUGAUGAUGCGAUGUGUGAUACUGUGAACCGUGCUGGUACAGUUCUUACUCUUGCUGCUGUUCUAGAAUCUGCUAAGAUUGACUCUGCUGCUACUUCUGAAGUUCUUGAAGCAUUGGCUCUAUUAUCAAGGCCAAAAGGAGCUGGUGCACUUGUAAAACCUCCAUGGGCAGUACUUUCUGAAUAUCCCCACACAAUAAUUCCUUUGGUUGCUUGUCUAGCGAAUGGAUUGCCCUCAUUGCAAGACAGGGCCAUAGAAAUUUUGUCAAGAUUCUGUGAAGAUCAGCCUGUUACUUUGGGGAAUGUAAUAUCUAGCACCUCUGGAUGUAUCUCAUCAAUCUCGAGACGAGUGAUUGGCUCUAACCUCCAAAAAGAGCAGAGUGAGAAACUGGUUGAAGCGUUGAUGGAGGCAAACUUAUGCAUUGAUCUAAUAUAUUCUCUUGUCGGCAUGCUGAAAACUUCAAAUUCAUUUUCUAAUAAUGGGGAUGCUGAAAGUGGCAUAGAUGUAAGUAUCUCCAGACACCCAAAAGAGAAAUAUGGACAUGGUGAAGCUGAAUGUAGUACAGCUGUAAUAUCUGGUAACGUGGUUGCUGUAUGGCUGCUUUCUAUACUUGCUUGUCACGAUAACAAAAUUAAAUUUGUCACAAUGGAGGCUGGAGCAAUUGAAGUUCUGACGAACAAGAUCUCUCACCAUUCGUAUUUAGCUGCUCAGUGUGAUUCUAGAGAUGACAACAGUGCAUGGGUUUGUGCCUUGCUGCUGGCUGUCCUUUUCCAAGAGAGAGAUAUCAUACGCUCAAAUGGAACAAUGAACUGCAUUCCAGUUCUUGCAAGUUUGUUGAGGUCAGAGGAGUUAGCAAACAGAUAUUUUGCAGCACAAGCACUUUCUAGCUUGAUCUGCCAUGGUAGUCGAGGGACUCUGUUGUCUGUUGCUAAUUCUGGUGUGGCUGUUGGGCUUAUUUCUUUACUUGGAUGUGCUGAAAGUGAUAUCUCUGAUCUUCUGGAGUUAUCAGAUGAGUUUUCCCUGGCUCGCAAUCCGGACCAAAUUGCACUUGAGAGGUUGUUCAGAGUAGAUGACAUAAGGGUGGGCGCAACUUCUCGGAAAGCCAUACCUGUACUUGUUGAUUUGCUCAAGCCUAUCCCAGAUCGACCAGGUGCCCCUUCUCUUGCAUUGGGUCUUCUAACUCAGCUUGCAUUAGAGUGCCCUCCAAACAUGCUGGUAAUGGUAGAAGCGGGGGUCCUUGAGGCCCUAACCAAGUAUCUUUCACUUGGACCGCAGGAUGCAACUGAAGAAGCUGCGACAGUUUUAUUGGGCAUCCUAUUCAGCACUGGUGAAAUAAGGCGACAGGAAUCUGCAUUUGGUGCUGUUAAUCAGCUUGUUGCAGUCUUAAGACUGGGAGGAAGAAAUUCCAGGUAUAGUGCAGCUAAGGCAUUAGAAAACUUGUUUUCCACAGAUCAUAUCAGGAAUGGUGAAUCAGCUAGGCAAGCUAUUCAACCUCUUGUGGAGAUUCUUAAUACCGGUUCUGAAAAGGAGCAACAUGCAGCUAUUGCUGCGCUUGUUAGGUUGCUUGGUGAUAAUCCAUCAAGAGCCCUUGCUGUUGGUGACGCUGAGAUGAGUGCAGUUGAUGUUCUUUGUCGAAUUCUUUCUUCCAGUUGCUCAGUGGAGCUGAAAGGCAAUGCUGCAGAGUUAUGUUUUGUCCUGUUUGGAAAUACAAGGAUUCGGUCAACAAUGGCUGCAGCACGCUGUGUUGAGCCUUUGGUUUCUCUACUUGUAACUGACUUCAGUGCAGCCCAAUACUCAGUGGUCCGUGCAUUGGAUAGGCUCUUAGAUGACGACCAACUUGCAGAGCUUGUUUCUGCACAUGGCGCUAUUGUUCCUCUAGUUGGUCUGCUCUUUGGUAGAAAUUACACACUGCAUGAGGCAGUUUCGAGAGCUUUGGUGAAGCUAGGAAAAGAUAGGCCAGCUUGUAAAAUGGAGAUGGUCAAAACUGGAGUUAUUGAAAGUAUUCUGAACAUCGUCCAUGAAGCACCGGAUUUUCUCUGCGUUGCAUUUGCAGAAUUGCUACGAAUUCUGACGAACAAUGCUACCAUAGCGAAGGGCCCAUCUGCUGGGAAAGUUGUUGAACCCCUUUUCUUUCUGUUAUCUAGACCAGAAAUUGGUCCUGAUGGACAGCACAGCGCAUUGCAGGUUCUUAUUAAUAUUUUGGAAAAUCCCCAAUGCCGAGCUGAUUGCAACAUGAUGCCUCAACGGGCUAUUGGACCUAUAAUUGCUUUACUGGAUUCACCAAUCCAGGCAGUGCAGCAAUUGGCUGCAGAACUCUUGUCCCAUCUGCUUUUGGAGGAACAUUUGCAGAAGGAUCCAGUCACAGAGCAGGCAAUUAGUCCCCUUAUUCAUGUUCUUGGAUCAGGCAUACACAUUUUACAACAGAGAGCUAUAAAAGCUCUUGCAAACAUUGCCUUGGCUUGGCCAAACGCAAUUGCAAAAGAUGGUGGCGUUUAUGAGCUGUCCAAAGUGAUAUUGCAAACUGAUCCACCCUUGCCUCACGCUUUAUGGGAAUCUGCUGCUUCUAUUCUAUCAAGCAUUCUGCAGUACAGUUCUGAAUUCUUCUUGGAAGUGCCUGUGGCUGUACUGGUUCAGUUGCUUCGCUCUGGAACAGAAAAUACUGUUGUCGGUGCUCUAAAUGCCCUGCUCGUGUUGGAAACUGAUGACUCAACUAGUGCUGAAGCAAUGGCUGAAAGCGGUGCUAUUGAGGCUCUCGUGGAACUUCUAAGGAGUCAUCUCUGUGAGGAAACUGCAGCAAGAUUACUGGAAACGUUGUUGAACAAUAUGAAAAUUAGAGAAACAAAAGCCGCUAAAUCUGCUAUUCAACCAUUAUCCAUGUAUCUUCUAGACCCACAAACACAAUCUCAGCAGGGUAGGCUGCUUGCAGCUCUUGCGCUGGGUGAUCUUUUCCAGAAUGAGGGUCUUGCUCGAACUACAGAUUCUGUUUCAGCGUGCCGAGCUCUAGUAAACCUUCUUGAAGAUAAUCCAACAGAAGAGAUGAAGGUGGUGGCGAUUUGUGCGCUGCAAAAUCUUGUAAUGUAUAGCCGUGCCAACAAGCGAGCUGUUGCAGAAGCAGGUGGUGUGCAGGUUGUGCUGGACAUUGUCAAUUCCAGCCAACCUGAUACGUCAGUUCAGGCAGCAAUGUUUGUGAAACUUCUGUUCUCUAAUAAUACAAUACAGGAAUAUGCUUCCAGUGAAACAGUUAGAGCUAUAACUGCUGCCAUUGAGAAAGAUUUAUGGGCUAAUGGAAGCGUGAAUGAGGAGUACUUGAAAGCACUGAAUGCAUUUCUAAGCAAUUUCCCACGUUUAAGAGCAACAGAGCCUGCUACAUUAAGCAUUCCUCAUUUAGUAACAUCCCUUAAAACCGGUUCUGAGGGUACACAAGAAGCAGCACUUGAUUCACUGUUUCUUCUGAGGCAAGCUUGGUCAGCAUGUCCACCUGAAGUUUUUAAAGCUCAAUCUGUUGCAGCAUCAGAAGCGAUUCCGUUGCUGCAAUACUUGAUUCAGUCGGGUCCCCCUAGGUUUCAGGAGAAAGCGGAACUGCUUUUACAGUGUUUACCAGGGACACUUACAGUAACAAUAAAGCGAGGUAAUAAUUUACGGCAGUCAGUGGGAAACCCCAGUGUUUACUGCAAGGUCACACUGGGCAGCACACCUCCUCGACAAACAAAGAUCGUUUCAACUGGCCCUACGCCUGAAUGGGACGAAGCCUUUGUGUGGGCAUUUGAUAGUCCUCCAAAAGGCCAGAAGCUGCACAUAUCUUGCAAGAACAAGAGCAAAAUUGGAAAGAGCUCCUUUGGGAAAGUCACAAUCCAGAUCGAUCGGGUUGUGAUGCUUGGAUCAGUUGCUGGAGAGUAUGCCCUUCUUCCUCAAAGCAAAAGUGGACCUCCACGCAACCUUGAAAUCGAGUUCCAGUGGUCAAAUAGAGUAAUAAGCGAAGAGAAUUCAUCGUGAGGUAUUCGAUAUCCUCUCUGUAAUUUGUUAAAGAAUUGGAUCAGUUCUGCAGUUUUUGCUCUUUCGUUUGCUUUCUUCUUGUAUUAUUAUUGUAAAUAGUCAGCAGAGAAUUCAUCUACUUGCUUGUUUGUGAUGAAUUAUUCUUUAUUUUUUUCUUCCUCUUAAACGACGGUUGGCAAGGGUACAGCGUGCAGAGAACCUGCAUCUUGUAAUAUUUUUUCCUUUUUCUUUUUGUGGUAUCUUGUAAGUGAUGUAAUGCGUAUGUGAAUGUUGAGAGAGCGUGAGCAUGAACGAAACGUUUCUAAAUUAUAUGAUUUAUAUGUGUUUUACAAUCUAA